CAUUGUUUGAAGACACAUCAUUUUAUAUAAAUAAUGCCUACAUCACUAAACCGUGGAAUGGAAGUAUUUAAGCGAGAUAAAUAAACCGGGGAAAAUUACAUUCGCUUACAUUUUGUUCCCUUUAUGUUAUUAGUUUACCACAAGGUUCGUUGAUGCGAUCAGGACUGUGUUGUCUUGAACCGUUUGAUGAAACAUAGGUCCAUUAUGCACCCGAAGGAAAGGUGUCUCUUAGGCGUUUGAAUAUUCAGAAAUGGCAGAAGGAGGCAUCGGGUAUACAGAUUCAGAGACUGGAAGCGUUCCCGGACUCAGCAGUCUGUACAGUCGUCACUCCCGGAAUUAUGUCGAAUGCGUGUCCACGGAGAUCAGUACUAUAAUGACCCGCCUGGGGUAUGGCGAAGAGAUGAGACGGUGGCGGGUUGCGAAGUACAGGGAGUUAGAUAGGAUGUACAAUAAAAUACUCUGUGAUGUAUGUACUUUGUUCACAGCUGGCAGCAAGGCAGAGGGGCUGACAAGAUUCUUAGAAAGCGACAUUGACAUUAUGACGGUUGCGAACAGUGCCCUUUGUGUGGAAGCCGGUAUCAAUCUUCACACUAUACAAGACGACAUAGCUCUGUUUAGGAUGGAUACACGUGUAUAUCCAGGACACUGUAAACUGUUUCUAGAGAGACAAGGGUCUAGACGUUGCAUAGAAUUUGAAAAGGCUUUUUGUGAUAAUGGAUAUGGAGACGUUCUUUUAAGUAGUAGUUUAUAUCUAGACGAAAUAUCGACAAUUUGGUCUUUAUUUCCACAGUUUCGGGAAGGAAUGGUGGAUGCCGAACGUGCGGGGCCGUCAUUACCACAUACUUCAGGUGGGGUAGUGCAUAUGGACAAAGUGCGCGCACUACGCUGUUCAUGCCCCAGCAUAUUGGACAGAUGGGCUUCCAGACCCCGUCAUUGGCCGUCACCAGUCAUAGUUCAAAAAGUCGUAUCAUUAGGGGCCUAUGUAACCCCAGUAGGUUUUAAGGGAAGCGAAUUCAAACACAUGGAGUGGAGGAUUUGUUUCAACACUGGUGAGACAGAACUUGUGAACAACCUUAAUGACACUCAAGCAAAAGUGUAUGUUAUACUUAAAAUGAUCCUCAAAGAUAAACUAAAACCAAAUAAUAAAGAAAUUACAUCAUACGUUCUGAAGAACAUAGUAUUAUGGCAAGCUGAACGUAAUCCCCAGUUACAAUUUCAUGCUCGAAGUUUGUGUCACUGGCUACAUGACGGUCUGAGAGAACUAAGUACUGCUAUUGUAAAAAAACAUCUACCGUAUUACAUGAUUCCUGAACGAAAUUUACUGGAAGCAUGUGGUAUGAAUGAUGUUUUGCAGCGAAAAUGGGUUGCAGGUAUCACGGACAUGCUAGAAGAUUUUCCCAGGGUAGUACUGAGAUUGCCGAAGAUACGAAAGGCCAUUGUCGGCUCACCAGAGCCUAUGUUGUGGUUCAGCAGUGGAAGGAUGGAGCUGGAGAUGCUGAACCUGGAGUGGUUUAUUAGAAAACAGGAAUGUUUGUUUAAAACUAGGGAUAUCAACUACUCAGAUUUCACUGUACAGGCGAUAGAGAGACGCAUAGCACAGAUAAUUACAGAGAUGCAACUACACAUGCUCCUGGAUGGCAGUUCCAUAAUUCAGAGGUCGGAUAUUUUCAAAAGAAUGUUAAUGUAACAAGGAAAUAAUCAAUACUUAAAUUACACGCGUAUCUUGUCGGAAUAGUCAUAUAUACACGUAUUAAAUACAUUCUUUGAAAUUAAUAAGUAUCAGCGAAGCAGUAGUAGUAAUAUUAUGAUAAUGUAAUGGUUUUAAGUUUUAGUUUAAAAGGCUGCCUCAGUAACAAUUUAAGCGUGCGCGACAAAAUAAGUAGUAUACUGGAACAUUUGACCAUAUCGUGUUGAUAUACUUAAAUAUUUAACUCGUCCGAUAAAUAUUGACAACCAUUUUUUAAUGUUAAUUUCUCGUGCCACCCACGCUUUAUAUUACUUUUUCUUUACAUGCUCAUAUGUUAAUUGUUCGUAAAAUGGCAUAUACAUAAACAUGUUUAUAUUCAUUAUGAGCAAGUAUCGGAAAACAAUAUCGUUUAGACAUUUGAUACCUUGCGUACAUUUAUACAGGCUGGUGACACUUAAGGUCUACGUUGAAAUAUUUUCAGAAAAUUCAUGUUAUACAUUUGAAAUGUUGGCGUGUGAUCGUAAAAACACAAUAUAAACUCCUUAUUUAAUUAUGACACUAUUUCAUUAUUUUGAAAUCGUGACAUUAUGACAUAAUUUUGAAAGAUUGAUUUUUGUAUCAUAUUUUGCAUAUUUUGUAUUAUCCCUUGUAUGUUCGUAUGUAUUUUCAAAAUAUAUACGUAAGUUCUGUUACUGAAGACCACAUUGUAAAAAAGAAAUUAUUUCUUAAUGUGAAUUCUUCAUGAAAUAAAAUAAAGUUAUUAUACACUAUGUAAAGCAGAAGUAUAUUUUCCGGCAUAUUUUUGUGUUUUUACAUUUCUAAAUUUUACCAUAAACCUCAUUUUAAACCAAGGCUCAAAAACUAUCUGAAUAAGUACUGAUUAUAAGCAAUAACUGUUUUUCCGAGUUUCAGAUUUUUUAAUGAUGGCAAAUUUCGUAGAAAAGCGUCUCAUGUUGUGUUAGACGCAGAAUAGAUUAUUUAUAUUACAGUCACGUCUCUGAUGUCACAUCCAAACAGAAAAAAAGAAGAAAAAACAAUUCAUCAGCGUUUUCAUAAUCGGAUAUAACAUGACAUGUAAAACGUACACUCUUCUGGAAUACAUUAACCUUCAUUACAUAACAACCGUCAACUCUACUAAAUACGUAUUUUUAACAAAAUCGAGUAAAAACAAAUGUAAGGGAAAUGCGCAGCCCGGGAAACAGUUAUGUAAACUGCAAAAUAAGUUGUUGUUGUUGAGGUUACAGUAUAGUUUUUAACUAAGAUAUGCAAUGGUUUAUUCGCUUUAAAGGGGCCUUUUCACAGAUUUUUUAUUUUUUUUUACGUUUGUCAUUAAAUGCUUUAUAUUGAUAAUUGUAAACAUUGGAAAUAAAAAGCUCCAGUGAAAUAUCGAUAUUGGGUUCGAACCACUGACCCCUGGAGUCUUGGAGUAAAAGUAUAAACCAUUUAGACCACUCGGCCAUCCGCGCUCACUCAAUGUAGAAAGUAUUUUAUACUUUAUAUAAGCAAUCUUCGUAGUUUCACAAAAUAUAACGAUAACAACAGAACUCUCCAAAUUAUUCAAUCGUUUCGCGUUGCAACGCUUUACAACUUUCAGGUUUUUAAAUCGUCAAAAGAUUCAUAUAUUGGCUAUUUUAGAGCAUGGUAAAUGUUCAGUAUUACUGUUUCCUCACAAAUAUCAUCACUAAAUCGAAAAUUUGCGAAUCUGAAACAACUUUUUAAAAUUUUGUCAUUUUGCCAAAACGUGAAAAGGCCCCUUUAAUCAUAUUGAUUUAUUGUAGUACAUGCUUUCGUUGAAAGGCACUCGUAUGUUAUAUUUUUUGUUCAAUCUGUAGGGAGGACAUGGACAUUUACACUUCAAUAGACAUUAGCCAGGAAAAAUGUUGAACGCGUUCUGAGAAAACUGGGCUUAUUUGCCAUGUAAGACAAAAUAGAAAUGAGGAUUGUUUUUAGAAAACUGGGCUUAAUGUAUGUGCGUAAAGUAUCAUCCCAGAUUAGACUGUGCAGUCCGCACAGGCUAAUCAGGGACGACACUUUCCGCUUUUAUGGUAUUUUCAGUUUCAAGGAUGUCCCUCCUUACCGAAAAUCAAGUUUAGACGGAAAGUGUCGUCCCUGAUUAGCCUGUGCGGACUGCACAGGCUAAUCCGGGAUUACACUUUACACAAAUGCAUUAAGUCCCAUUUUCUCAGAACGCGAUUCACUUCUAGUUAAUUUUAGUAAGUUUCUAUUUGUUUUUCUUACGUGGAAAAUAUAUUACGCACCUUUUUUCGUAAACGCAUUAUUUGUACAGCAUGCUUAUAUAGUGUUAAGGAUUGAGGUAAAAUAAACAUAUAUACUUU
Messenger RNA from Dreissena polymorpha, 4023 nucleotides. RefSeq lists its product as uncharacterized. The transcript is spliced from 4 exons. The record is from RefSeq and is a predicted model, not a curated record. Bases 251 to 1687 code for a protein of 478 amino acids. Lineage: Eukaryota; Metazoa; Mollusca; Bivalvia; Myida; Dreissenidae.